Sciurus carolinensis (gray squirrel) is the source of this 1161-nucleotide messenger RNA. RefSeq names its product death domain-containing membrane protein NRADD-like. Lineage: Eukaryota; Metazoa; Chordata; Mammalia; Rodentia; Sciuridae. Bases 383 to 694 code for a protein of 103 amino acids. The transcript is spliced from 3 exons. The record is from RefSeq and is a predicted model, not a curated record.
AUGCCAUUCGCCAGCUCCAGCGUUUUCCUGCACCCUCCAGCUGGCCUACCCAUGAUUGCCUCUGCUGCCCAGGCCACCAGAACCUGGCCUCUCUGGGUACUCUCCGCUGUCUUCCCACAGCCCCAGAGGCCCAGUGUUGCCCAGGUGCGUGAAUUUGGCACUGUGGAGGGGUGGCAGUGGCACACAGGUCAGGAGGGUGGGGCCGUGUCUUGCUGGGAGUAGGGAGCCAGGAUUGCUGCCCCCCACCCAGGUGGGCCUGCGCGGGUGUGUGCGUGUGGUAGAACAGGUAGUGUGGGUAUGUGGGUUUGCUGCAUUGUUUGUGAGCACCUGGUGGGGACGGGGGAGAGAGGUUCCAAUCUGGAGGCCCAAGGUGGCUGGGAGGAUGCCAGGCCCUUCUGCUGCUCUGCACUGUUCACAGGCCCAACCACCAAACAGGAUCCUGAAAGGGACCCCCAAGUGCUGGUGCUUACAGCUGUCCAAAGCUCGAACCACAAAGCUGGUAGGCCUUGACGGGGACCAGAGGCAUGGCAAUAGCAGUGUCUUCCUGGACUCUCCCAGUGGUCUGGAGCCCUGUGCCACCAAUUGGGAACCACAUCCUGACCUUGGCUGCCAACUUUACCUCCAUCUCCCUCAGCAGCAGCAGGAAGAAGUGGAGCAGCUCCUGGUGGUGCCGGGCAAACCCAACAAAGGCUGACAGGGCCUGGGCAGGCCGCCUGAGCUAUCAGGCUGAGGCUGUGGAGAUCAUGGCCCAGGGCCAGGUGCCAGCCUAUAUACUUUGCUGAGGGACUGGGCUGUCCAAGCAGACAGCUGAGCACCCUGAGUACUAGAGGAUGUCCUGGCUGCCAUGUGCCGUGAAGAUGUGGUCCAGGUCCUGGGUCCUUCAGCUGAGGGCUGCUCAGUGGUGAUUCCCCACGUGCUCUGGUGCUCCCUACCACCUCACAUCUUCCUCUUCAUGGGCUACCUAAUGUUGCUGGCAUCCAUCUGCUCUUUUCUGGGGGGCCAGAGCAGCCACUCACUUCCCUUCACGCUACCUUACAAGACAGGGACCGGGAUGUAGGGGAGUAGGCAGUGAGAAAGUGGUCCUGCACACCCAUUCCCCACUCUGCCUCCCUUUUUGUAGCCUUGGCUCCACCCACCCCCCUACUUUUGUAUCCUUGAUUA